This is a messenger RNA of Chelonus insularis, 3298 nucleotides long. RefSeq names its product tyrosine-protein kinase Btk29A (gene Btk29A). Gene Ontology annotation, molecular function: ATP binding; protein binding; non-membrane spanning protein tyrosine kinase activity. The record is from RefSeq and is a predicted model, not a curated record. The transcript is spliced from 14 exons. Lineage: Eukaryota; Metazoa; Arthropoda; Insecta; Hymenoptera; Braconidae. Gene Ontology annotation, cellular component: plasma membrane. Gene Ontology annotation, biological process: protein phosphorylation; intracellular signal transduction. The coding region runs from base 140 to 2362 and encodes 740 amino acids.
AAACAUUAAAAACCAAUUAUUACAUUCAAUUUUCAUAUGAAAACGAACAUUGUUAUUCGAUGUAAUAACAAGAAUAAUAUCAUGGAAUGAGGAAAUAUUAUCUUGGAGUCUUAUAGUUCUUCGGAGUCAACUGUUGAUAAUGUUUUGUCCAAGCCGCGUUUCCCUCAGGAUGGUUGGGAAGGAUGGGAAGGUGGAGAGCAAGCGAGAAAUCGUGAAACAAGGAUUUAUGGUGAAACGAUCGCAGAAUAAGAAAAGAUUUACGCCAAUCAAUUUUAAACAACGGUGGUUUGUUUUAACCAGAAAUUUUCUCACAUAUUAUGACAAUGAUGGAGAGCGACGUAAGGAAAGAGGUAGAAUUGCUAUCGAGAGUGUACACGUGGUGGAAACGGCAUCCCUUGGAUCCGGAAGCGGCAGCGACGUGGCUGCCGGUAACGAGUCAGGAUCCGGAGGCGGGGGUGGAAUACCCCCAGGCCUACCGUUUCAAGUUGGAUAUCGAGAAGCUGGCCAAGAAUACACGCUUUAUCUCUUGGCAGCACGAGAGCAAGACCGAGCAGAGUGGAUUCGUGCACUUCGCGCAGUGUGCAGUGAAAACCCUGGAUUAUCAGGCCGUUUUCACGCCGGACUUUGGAGUGGUAAACGUUGGUCUUGCUGUCGUUUAUCAUCUCGUUCAGCUGAGGGUUGCGACACUUGCAGUUCGUGGUCAUCAUCAAAGCCACCCUCUUCAAACGCUACGACAAAUUCCUCAAGUCCUCCAUCGGCUAUUAAUACGAUAACGAACACGUCUGGAGGUGAUCACGAGAGGCGAACUCAACAACAGCAACAACAACAACAACAACAACAACAGCUACUGCUAACGACAACAACAACCACAUCGACCACCACAAUUGGUAUAGCUGCUGAAACCAACAACAAUCCCGUUAUCCAGUCACAGACACGCUUAACAGUGGGAACUCCUUCAACUCCAAUAAUGCCAGGUGGAACGCCAGGAACGCCUUCCUCCAAAGCAAAGGAGAAAAUAAUGCUAAGAACAAAAGUCGUGGUAGCACUUUAUCCAUUCCGGGCUAUUGAAGGAGGCGACUUGUCACUGGAGAAGGGCGCCGAGUACGAGGUGCUUGAUGACUCUCAAGAACACUGGUGGAAGGUCAAGGACGAGCACGGUUCCAUCGGAUAUAUUCCAAGUAAUUACGUGAAAGAGAAGGAGCUUUUGGGUCUUCAGAAAUAUGAAUGGUACGUGGGCGAUAUGUCGAGGCAACGUGCAGAAUCUCUACUCAAGCAAGAGGACAAAGAGGGCUGUUUCGUCGUUCGCAAUUCAUCUACCAAGGGCUUGUAUACCCUCUCGCUUUACACUAAAGUCCCUCAUUCACAUGUUAAACAUUAUCACAUAAAGCAGAAUAGUCGUGGAGAAUUUUACCUUUCGGAAAAACAUUGUUGUGGCUCUAUACCAGACUUAGUUAAUUAUCAUCGACACAACAGUGGUGGACUUGCUAGUCGAUUGAAGACCAGUCCUUGUGAUCGUCCUGUGCCACCGACCGCAGGUUUGAGUCAUGAUAAAUGGGAAAUUGAUCCAACCGAGCUUCAUCUACUGGAAGAACUUGGCUCGGGACAGUUUGGCGUAGUUCGACGUGGAAAAUGGCGUGGUUCCAUCGAUGUUGCUGUUAAAAUGAUGAAAGAAGGUACCAUGUCUGAGGAUGAUUUCAUUGAAGAGGCAAAAGUCAUGACCAAGCUACAGCAUACAAAUCUAGUCCAACUGUACGGGGUGUGUAGUAAGGAUCGACCAAUAUACAUUGUUACUGAGUAUAUGCGACAUGGAUCUCUUCUCAACUACCUCCGUCGAAAUGAAUCCAGCUUAUCCGCUAAUGUCGGAUAUCUUCUUGAUAUAUGUAUACAGGUCUGCAGAGGAAUGGCAUAUCUUGAGAGGCGUAAUUAUAUCCAUAGGGAUUUAGCAGCUCGUAACUGUCUUGUUGGAUCAGAGAAUGUUGUGAAAGUAGCGGAUUUUGGUCUGGCGAGGUAUGUCUUAGACGAUCAGUACACGAGCAGCGGUGGAACUAAGUUUCCAAUUAAGUGGGCACCUCCAGAAGUUCUGCACUAUACGCGGUUCAGUUCGAAAUCUGAUGUCUGGGCUUACGGUGUUCUUAUGUGGGAAGUUUUCACUUGUGGCAAGAUGCCUUACGGCCGUCUAAAGAAUACAGAAGUAGUAGAGAGAGUACAACGUGGAAUCGUUCUUGAAAGACCCAAAGCAUGUGUUAAGGAAGUUUAUGAGAUCAUGAGAAAAUGUUGGGCUCACUCUCCUGAAGUUCGGCCAUCAUUCCGUGUUUUGAAAGAACAGCUCAUUAACGUCAACCAAGGGUUGGUCAAUGAUUGACUCAACGUUCUGCGGUGUCUGCCCCUCUCCUUGUCUUCAAUUAAUCGCACGAUUGUCACAUCCAAAUCACCGUCCCCAGGGCGGUCUCCCCCCAUCGUGCCACCAUUAAGCUCUUCCUAUAACUCCGCGACUCUUCCUACACCGCGAAAAAUACGAGAACCUGCUUCGUUACCAACAUCUAUUGAUUUUCUUCAUCUAUCUUCAUCGUCAUCAUCAUCAUCAAGUAAAAAUAAAAAAGAUGAACUCACAUCAUCGCCAAAUAAAACUGCCGGUCAAUUAGCUAGCCAGCCAUCGUCAAGUAGCUCGUCGAACGUCUGUGAAAUUUGCAGUAUGUAUGGACACCCUUGGAUUGCAAUGUGUAAUGCAAUUCGUGCUACCAAGGGACAGUGAUUUACGUUCGCCGAUACUUUAGGCUUAUAAUUAUUAACAUUCUUUUGAAUUAUUUUUAAUCAUGACUUCCUUUAUUAUUAAGGAUUUGUUUUUGUUUUUUUUCUUUUUCAUUUUUUGUUGAUUAUCUAACUCGGGCUCUAGUUUAUCAAGUACCACAAGCUGCAGGCAAACAUAUCUAGAGAAAUUAAAGUUGUCCUAAUUAGUAAUCAGUCACUACAGACUCAAAUCACCUCUCAUCUGGACUAUUCACUGUCGUAAGACAAAAGAGGUAGCAUUAAUCACCGCUCACCUAAGCCAUUGAGCAACGAAAAAGUAUAUCGAUUCAACAAACAAGACAAAAAAAGGAGAAAUAAACAAUAUAUACAAAGAUAAAUAAAAUUAAAAUUAAUAAAAAAAAAAACGAUAAUAAAUGUGUAAAAUAUAAAUCGCGAUUAAUUGCGUCCAUCGAAUAAACUUUUUUUCUAUUGCUGGAACUGUAUAAUUUUUCUACCUAAGGAUAGAAUUAAAAAGAUACAUAAAAGUUAAAAAAAAAAUUAACACAAUCAA